Sesamum indicum (sesame) is the source of this 1811-nucleotide messenger RNA. NCBI's taxonomy places the organism in Eukaryota, Viridiplantae, Streptophyta, Magnoliopsida, Lamiales, Pedaliaceae. The record is from RefSeq and is a predicted model, not a curated record.
GAUCUCCAGUCCCCUUUUCAUUCGACAGGGCAACUGGGACAGAUUGUCCUCUUCUUAGUGUACCAGCUUCGCUCUGGGAAUUUUGACGAUCCGGUGUUGGUUGGAUUUCUUGGCAUAUCUAUGCCGCUUCCUGUAUGUUAGCUGCUGCACCGGUUUCCACUUCAAUUGGUUUUUAGGAUUCUGGAGUUCUUGGCCUUUGGGUGGCUGAGGCAGAGCCAUUCACACCCGUUUAGUGCUUUUCCUUCUCCAAAUGCCCUAGUUUCCCGAGAUUUUUUGUAAUUCAUUGGACUUAGCUGAACAGCUACGGACGGUGUUGAGACUUGAAAGCAGCUUGUUUUGUUACGGCGUUGGCAUACCUCAUACCUCAAAUCGUAAUCUUUUUGCCCACAUCUGAGCAAUCUAGACCCUGUCCGGCUUUUGAAUUAUACAGUCUCCUGUAGAAUUGGAAUUAGCAAUUGGAAGUCGAUGAUACUGUUGCAGUGCCCCUGCAGAUAUCUUCUGCAAGUCUUGAAAACUCAGGUUCAGAAUCUUGAGAAAGGAGUUGAGUUAGACUGCCAGUGGGUUGAAUUUGAUGAUGUCCGCUAUCAUAUUCAGGCAACUGUGAAGAAUCCAAACAUCCUUCUACUAUCACUAUCACUGCCCACUCCACCUCCAGAAACUGUGUUUUCUGGUGGACUUCCUCAAGGAGCAAUAGAAGCAAUAAAAGCAGCAUAUGGCGUCGUUCUACAAAUUCUUGAUCCCCCAAGGGAUGGCUUUAAUCUCACUUUGAAACUAAACUUGUCCAAAAUGCCUCCAGAUGAAGAGCAUAAGCAAGCACUCCUGGUAAAGAUUGCUUCUAUAAGAGAAGUAGUACUGGGUGCGCCGCUAAGAGCAGUUCUGAAACAACUUGUCUCGAGGGGUGUUAAGUCUAACUUGAACAAGCUUCUUUCCCUUGUGCAUCGGCCAAAUGAGUCAUUUUUUGUUGUUCCUCAGGCCGACAAGGUGACUGUGAUUUUCCCCAUGCACUUCAAGGAUUCAAUAGAUACUGUACUCGCUACUUCUUUCCUUCAGGAAUUUGUGGAAGCAAGGCGAACUGCUGGACUUGGCAAUGCCCCUCCUUGUUUGUGGUCUUCUUCUCCCCCUCAAGAAUUAAAAGGAGCUUCUGAAAUAGCAUUAUCAGCAAAUGCUGGAUUUGUUAGCUUUGUCAUUUUCCCUCGCCACGUGGAAGGUAGAAAGAUGGACAGAACUGUUUGGAGUCUAUCAACAUUUCAUGCGUAUGUCAGCUAUCAUGUCAAGUGCUCAGAGGGUUUCAUGCAUACCCGGAUGAGAAGACGUGUGGAAUCACUCAUAGAGGCUCUAGAUCGUGCCAAACCGGACUCAGAGAGGGCUGAUCGACCCGCAAAAAAUAAAUUGAGUAUCAAGGAUGGGCGGGGCAGUUUCAAUUCAAGAUGAGAUUAUCCGGCUUAAUCAGAGGAGUUCUGACAAGGAAAAAGAAAAAAAAGAAAGAAAAGAAUUCACAGGAGACCGCUUGUACUCGUGAUCAUUCACAGUCAAGUAAUGAAGCACCCGCACUUUGUAUAUCAUAGAUGUUAUGCUUUUGAUUUAUUGUGUUAACCUGUUGUUAGGAUGAUACUUUCCAUGCCUUGGACUGCAAAUCCAAACCUCUUUUCAGGUUGGUUUUGCUGGUGCUAGAAACUGAAAGUAGAGUUUCAUACGGCUGCUGGGGCCCGCCACUUGCAGAUUGACCAACCUCCCUUUGCACCCUGCAACAUUAUAAGCUGAAACUUUACGACGUUUAAGUUUUAAUUAUCAAAAAUCAUUUUUGUUGUUUA